UUUGGCAGGAAAUAAAUGUGGAAGCUAAACAUGUUAAGGAUAUCAUGAAAACACUAGAGAGCUUUAAACUAGACAGUACUCCCUUGAAAGCUGCACAGCAUGAACUUCCAGCUUCUGAGGGAGAAGUCUGGUCCAUGCCUGUACCUGUUGAACGAAGACCCUCUCCAGGACCUAGAAAACGCCAAUCCUCUCAGUACAGUGACCCUAAACCACAUGGUAACCGCCCAAGUACAACUGUCAGAGUUCACCGUUCAUCUGCACAGAAUCUUCACAAUGACAGAGGGAAAGCUGUUCGUUGUCGUGAAAAGAAAGAACAGAAUAAAGGAAGAGAGGAAAAGAAUAAAUCACCUGCUGCAGUUACAGAACCAGAGACAAAUAAAUUUGAUAGUACGGGAUAUGAUAAGGACCUAGUAGAAGCUUUGGAAAGAGAUAUAAUUUCCCAGAAUCCCAAUGUUCGAUGGGAUGAUAUCGCUGAUUUAGUAGAAGCUAAAAAGUUGCUUAAGGAAGCUGUGGUGUUACCGAUGUGGAUGCCUGAAUUCUUUAAGGGCAUUAGGAGACCAUGGAAAGGAGUGUUGAUGGUUGGUCCACCUGGCACUGGGAAGACCCUCCUUGCCAAAGCAGUGGCCACAGAAUGCAAGACAACGUUCUUCAAUGUCUCUUCAUCAACUCUGACCUCCAAGUACAGAGGAGAGUCUGAGAAGCUUGUUCGUCUUCUGUUUGAAAUGGCUCGGUUUUAUUCUCCAGCCACCAUAUUUAUUGAUGAGAUAGAUUCCAUCUGUAGUCGCAGAGGGACUUCUGAAGAGCAUGAAGCAAGCAGAAGGGUGAAAGCAGAGCUGCUGGUUCAAAUGGAUGGUGUUGGAGGUGCUUCUGAGAACGAUGACCCAUCCAAAAUGGUUAUGGUUCUGGCAGCUACUAAUUUUCCCUGGGAUAUAGAUGAGGCUUUAAGACGACGUCUUGAGAAACGAAUCUAUAUUCCUUUACCAUCAGCAAAAGGCAGGGAGGAGUUAUUACGAAUAAGCCUACGUGAGCUGGAAUUGGCUGAUGAUGUUGAUCUUGCAAGUAUAGCAGAAAACAUGGAAGGUUAUUCAGGUGCGGACAUUACCAACGUGUGCAGGGAUGCAUCUUUGAUGGCAAUGAGAAGGCGUAUUGAAGGUUUGACCCCAGAAGAAAUCCGAAAUCUUUCAAAAGAAGAAAUGCACAUGCCUACAACAAUGGAGGAUUUUGAAAUGGCUUUAAAAAAGGUUUCUAAAUCAGUAUCUGCUGCAGACAUUGAAAGAUAUGAGAAAUGGAUAUUUGAGUUUGGAUCAUGCUAAAUUCUCACAUAUGAGAAGUCUGCCUUAAGUAUUUGAAAUGAUAAUUAAAUGCAGUAAUUCAUUACACUGAGUGCUAUAUUUUUUUAAGCUUUCAUAAUGGUAAGAUUUUUAAAAAACCUUUAUGAUUCUGAAUAAAGGCAAUAUUUUUAAGCUGAAAA
Molecule: messenger RNA, 1471 nt
Organism: Propithecus coquereli (Coquerel's sifaka)
Lineage: Eukaryota; Metazoa; Chordata; Mammalia; Primates; Indriidae
Gene: KATNA1
Product: katanin p60 (ATPase containing) subunit A 1
Exons: 9
Coding region: 45-1313 (422 amino acids)
Biological process (GO): microtubule severing
Cellular component (GO): microtubule cytoskeleton
Molecular function (GO): microtubule binding; microtubule severing ATPase activity; ATP hydrolysis activity
Source: RefSeq, a predicted model, not a curated record